UUAUGUCCGAUUCCAUUUUUUCUUCCAGGAAAACCAGAGCUAUCCUCAAUCCUCCACAUCCCCAAAGAUACGGCAUACAACAUGGACUACACUCUGGCCCUCCUGUUUUCCCUGCUGCAAGUUUUAAGUGUGUGUUCGGCCGCUCCUGUGCCGCCGGAAGUAGUGAUGAUGAAGUCCAAGGUUAAGUGGAUGGCAGAGCAGCUUGUUGACAGGCUGGACAAAGACUUCAAGUACCCGGCCAGCCUGACACCUGCUGACAACCUGAACGGAGCAUCCUCCAUAGUGACGGUCCUGGACGGUUACAACAGCCUGAUCUCCGACACCUUUCACAGGGUCCCCCGGGUCAAAUUGGAAAUCUCCUCAUUGACGGGUUAUGUUGAUCAGUGGAGGAAGGGGCACUGCAGCGAGUGGCGGCCAAAGCCCUCGAUGCCCGAGCCGAGGCUGCAGAGUCCGAAAGAGUUCAUUCACACAGCGAGCAUUGAGGCUCUGAUGAGAGUGAAGGAGUUUCUGAAUCUGCUGCUGAAGAACCUGGAUCAACUGGAGACUUGUUAAAAGUCAGACAUGAGGACCAAUAUUUUUAAAUCGGCAUCAGUGAUGUCGCUCGUGGCCAUAUUGAACUUUUGCCAUGUGUUUUGAAGGAAAUUUAUUCUUGAACAUGCACUUAUUUUUAUACAUAUGUAUUUAUUUAUCUACUUUACUUAGAAAAUAUGUAUUUUGUACCAAUUAUUGUCUUUUUCAUCAGCAUGUGUGUAGCACGGGAAUGUUUGCAUGUAAACUAAUCCUGAGCACAUUUUGCACAGACACUUCAGCUGCUCAUAGGUCUGUAUUACAGGACACAAAUGUUGCAUCAACAAAAUAGGAAUCUACACAUUAGCUCAGUCCUGAAGUUGACUCAGCACUGUGAGGAGGAGGCAUCACAUCGAACAGUGAUGUCAGCCAUUGAGGAAAGUUGCCAAGAACAACAGGUGUGUUUGCAUGAGAACAGGAAGGGUAAAGGGCAACUUCGACUUCAGCGCAAUAUCAUGUUAUUUAAAUCCAUAGAUUGACAUUUUGUAUAUUUUUGUACA
Messenger RNA from Hippoglossus stenolepis (Pacific halibut), 1067 nucleotides. RefSeq names its product leptin. The coding region runs from base 82 to 552 and encodes 156 amino acids. The record is from RefSeq and is a predicted model, not a curated record. The transcript is spliced from 2 exons. NCBI's taxonomy places the organism in Eukaryota, Metazoa, Chordata, Actinopteri, Pleuronectiformes, Pleuronectidae.